Messenger RNA from Dimorphilus gyrociliatus, 755 nucleotides. Lineage: Eukaryota; Metazoa; Annelida; Polychaeta; Dinophilidae. The record is from the annotation of a GenBank genome assembly.
GAUACUCCGUGUUUUGGUUCCGGUCUGGUCGAACCGAAAGAUCAUCACUAAAACAAUAGCUAAUUUCGAGACUUUCUUGUAAAAUUAAGAAAAUUUCUAAUCAUGGAAAGACAAGGAGUAGUUCGAGAUGAAAAAACAGGAGAACUGUAUAUACCGGCCACGCAAAGACCCAAUGGAACUUGGAGAAAGCCAAUUCGAGUAAAAGAAGGGUAUAUACCUCCAGACGAAAUGCCAGUAUACCAAAACAGGGGAGUAAGAUUUAGGAAAGAGCAAGAAAGUGCUCUGCCUCCAGGCCUCCAUCUCGACAAACCAAGCUCAAACGAAAAUAAAACGAAAAAGCCUAAGAAGAAAAAGAAGCAGCGAGAGGAGGAACCUUCCAAACCUAGUAGUAAUGAACCGAAGAAAAAAUCAACCGAAGAUCCCAAACCUGAAGACGGAUCUGAGGCAGCAGUACAAGUUAUUUCAGAUGAGAAAAAAUUAAGAAAUUUAAAGAAAAAGCUAAAACAAACAGAAGAAUUAGAGAAUAAAAUAAAGAGUGGAAAUUUAGAAAAACCAGAUCCUGAUCAAAUAAAAAAGAUUGAAAGAAAAGCUGAUCUAUUGUUGGAAAUAGAAAAAUUAGAAAAACUUCUAAAUUCUACACUAUAACUAUCUAAAAUAAAGGUUUUUAAGAUAUUUGUAUAAGAUUUCAAAUAAAAUUUUUAAUAGUUCUGUUGAAUCAAUUUAUCAAUAAAUGUUUCUGCCAGUUAGUCUAAUGU